Molecule: messenger RNA, 5425 nt
Organism: Oldenlandia corymbosa var. corymbosa
Lineage: Eukaryota; Viridiplantae; Streptophyta; Magnoliopsida; Gentianales; Rubiaceae
Source: the annotation of a GenBank genome assembly
CAAAAGUUCAAUUUACACAUUCAUAUUCAUCAGAUUGUUAGAUCUGUAGUAUAUCGUAGCGCGUGAAGCACACAUCACGUUCCCAGCGUCAUCGGAAAACCAAUUUAAGGGCCACUUCCUACGCCCACUAUGACUCAUACACCUAACCGGUUCUAACGGAAAGAAGAAAGGAAACGAACCUUAAUCCUCUAAAACCCCUGUUUUCCUCCGUUCUAUUUUUCACAAAUUCAAUCCAAACUUGCCACUUUUCCAUCACCAAAUCCUUCUUUAGGUUGUUCCGCCCAGCGAAUUUUGUUUGUUAUGGCUGAUGUGGCCAUGGCCGAUCCGUCAAAGGGGCCGGCGGCGGGCGAGGUGCCGGCCGGUGAUGGAUUCGACGGCCUCUCGAUUCCUCCGAUGGACCCUUCCUUUUUAUCACAUGAUAUGAGUCUUCCCGGUUCAAACGGGAACAGCUUUGAUCCCUUUGGCAACGAUGAGGGUGACAUCGUGUUGGAAGACUUUGAUUUUGACUUGGACUUCAAUUUGGAAGAUAUCUUGCCGGCUUCGAUUGAGCAGCCUCUGCCUGACCCGGCCCAAUUCGACGACGACUGUUUUCUUCUGAAUGGAUCCAACCCGAAUUUGGCCCAGUUCCAGCCGGAUCGCAGCUUGGGUGAUGUUUCCAGGGCUUUUAAGAAGACGUCGGCUGAGUUCCCUCAUAAUCUCUGCGGUGAUGGGGUGGUGACGGAUUCAUCGUCGCCGUCGUCGGAACCCGAGGUUUGUCAGUUAUCCGGCGAGAGGACCCCGGAGAUGAAUCAGAUUCUCGGUGAUCGAGGACAGGAUGUUUCUGCAUACCUGAAUGUAUCCUCGCCGGAGUCAAAUGGGUCAAAAGGGUCUAAUGAUAUGAAGGUUUUGAGCUGCCCUUCCCCGGAGUCUCAGGGUUCUGGCAAUUGUCAUUCCAAUGUUUCUGAGGACUCGAAUAAAUCGGUGAGUUCUUCCCCUAAUUUUUCUUUGAAGACUGGAGUUGCCAAUUCUAAAAUUAAGGUAGAAGGGUCGAAUAAUGGCAUGUUUAAGGGCAACUUGUUGAAAAGGAAAAAAGAAAGCGAUGAGUCUAGCAAUAUUGAGGCUAAAACAAAUAAGUUAUGUAAUUCCACCAGUUCUGGUUGUAAUGAGGUGAACAGUGAUAAUAACAAUACUGUUUUAAGUGAAGAGGAAGAGAAGAAAAGGGCUAGGUUAAUGAGGAAUAGAGAGAGUGCUCAAUUAUCUAGGCAGAGGAAGAAGCAUUAUGUGGAGGAAUUGGAAGAUAAGGUCAAAAGCAUGCAUUCUACCAUUCAAGAUUUGAAUGCAAAGAUUACCUAUUUUAUGGCUGAAAAUGCCACCUUAAGGCAGCAGAUGGGUGGCGCAGGGGCUGCUCCACCUCCCGUGGCAGGAGCUCCUCCGCCUGGCAUGUACAUGCAUCCACCACCAAUGAUGUAUCCAUGGAUGCCGGUUCCACCAUAUAUGGUGAAGCCGCAGGGGUCACAGGUGCCAUUGGUUCCCAUUCCAAGGUUGAAACCACAGCAAACUGCUUCAGCCCCUAAAGUGAAUAAGAAGGCGGAGAGCAGGAAGAGUGAGGGGAAAACUAAGAAGGUGGCAAGUGUUAGCUUCUUGGGAUUGUUGUUCUUCAUGUUGCUUUUUGGUGGAUUGGUUCCUAUGGUGAACGUGAGGUUUGGAGGUUUUAGUAACACAUUCACUGGUGGUCCAAGUCAUGUUGAGGACCGGUUUUAUGAGAAACACCACGGUAGAGUAUUGACGGCAAAUGGGAAUAGAAGUGGUAGUGAUAAUGGCGAAAAAUUUGGCGGAACUGGGAAGGAGAGUAGUAAUAGUAGUGAGCCUCUUGUGGCCUCUCUGUAUGUUCCAAGAAAUGAUAGGAUGGUGAAGAUAGAUGGAAACCUAAUAAUACAUUCAGUUCUGGCUAGUGAGAAAGCCAUGGCAUCUCAGAAAGAUCCAAAACAUAAGGCCGGUAGUGAUACUAGCCUAGCAGUUUCUACUGAGUUGGCUCCCGUCAUUUCAGUUGCAGGUGGAAGAUCCCCCCACCAUUAUAGAAAUCCACAUGAACACCAAAGGGCUCUUGGCUCGACUUCUGUGGGGAAUGAAAAUUUAAAGUCACCAGCAACUGAUGGUAGACUUCAGCAGUGGUUCCGCGAAGGCCUAGCUGGUCCUAUGUUAAGUUCAGGGAUGUGCUCUGAGGUUUUCCAGUUUGACAUAUCUGCAGCUUCUGGCCCAGGAGCCAUCAUUCCAGUUCCAGCUAGGGCUACCUCAGCGAGCAACAUCACUGAGGAGCAAAAUCACAAUUCUACCCACACUAGGAAAGAAAAGAACAGGAGGAUUCUCCGUGGUCUUCCUGUUACCCUUCCUGGAUCUUCUCACAACAUAACCGAGAAUGGGAGUAGGAGUUCUCAAAAAGAGAAUUUCAACAGAAACAAUUCUCUCUCUCCCAUGGUUGUUUCUGUGCUUGUAGAUCCUAGAGAGGUAGGUGAUGCUGAUGUCGAUGGUGUAUUGGGGGCAAAGUCACUCUCACGGAUAUUUGUCGUGGUGCUGAUAGACAGUGUCAAGUAUGUCACUUACUCAUGUAUGCUCCCAUUUAUGGGAGCAAGUCCCCAUCUUGUUACUACUUAAUGAUGCAUGUAGAAUUCGCACUUUUAAGUAGAAUCGUAGUCACAUAUAUGUAGCAGUUUUUGUAGAUAGGGAUGAAGAGUUAUUUAGUCCUACUAGCAACUAUGACAAACUCUACAAUAAAGUAGACUAACUUAUCAAUGUAGGCAGUGUCGACUUGCAAUGUUGUAUUACCAGCUAUCAAUAUACAUGCAGUUAUUCGAAUAUGGCAGCUUUUUGUGGCAAUCUAUCUUCAAUUAAUGUAUACUACAACUGUUGUAGUUCCUACAUAUGAUUUACAAGAACAGUUGAAUAAUUGGUUAACACACUUGAAAGUUUGUAAUCUCUAAGACAACAGCAAGGUAAACUGGAGAUCACCCCUCCUAAAAUUCAAUCUCUCCUCAAGAAAUUGCAAAGAAGAUGAAGACGAUAUAUCUUCUGCUAAAUGAUGAGCAGGAUGCACACGGAAAAAUCUGGAGCAGAAGUCGAAAUAGGUGCCGUACUGUCAAAAUUGGACAGCAGCGACAGAGGCUUAGAAUCACAAAUCCAAGGGAAACACGUAUGAGUGAAGAACCAUGGAAGAAAUUCUGGAGGAUCAAAGUUUUAAACAAAACUGCAAUGAGUUGAAGAGGAGUGGCAGUUCAGGAACAAUGCCAAAGGCAAGCCUUAUGGGGCCUUCAAGAAGCGCAUAGACUGAGAAUCAAGAACUGUCAAAUUCGAACCGACAAUUCCGUGGUAGCAGCACUACUGAGCAAGGACACCAUCUUACCCUUUCAACUGCAGGGUCUGGAACUGGAAGAAGAGAGCUGACAUUUAGUUGAAUGAGAUGGGAAGUUUUUUUCGUUUUGAAAGGUGACAAUAGCAUUGUAGAACACGUACAGGUUUUACCACCACCCUUCAGGAGGAAUGCAUCCGAAUUUCCCAUAGCUUCAAUAAAAUGAAAUUCAUAUUUCAUCGAGAAGGGAAGAAAAGGAAGAAAACAAAACAGGUAAUCAAAAGUACAUUUUCUUUAAAUAAUUGAGAUAGUUAUCGAGGGUACAUAGUUCUCCGACCGUGAUUGAGAAAAAGAAGAAUAAAUCUGUGAUAAAAUCAUGACUAAAUUAGCACACCAUAGAGAGAAGUUGAUCAUUCCACAUUGAUGAUCAGGAGGAACUCAGAACUUGGAUGCAAUAAGGUUCACAGUGUUCUGGUCGACUUGAAACGCUUUCGCCAAAACACCACUGUCAAUACUCGACCCGAAGAGUGAACUUGCAAUUGACACAAGCCCUGGAUUCUGGCUGCUCAGAGCAGCAAUCGCCACGGCAUUACAAGAACCGACAUUGCGCUGGUAAUGAACAAGCCCGAUGGGAAACACGAAAACAUCACCCUUCUGCAAGACCUUGACGAAAAGCUUGUUGUCAGGGGAUGUAGUUAUGAAGCCAACUUCAAUAGUGCCUUCAAGAACAGUGAGGAUUUCACUGGCUCUGGGGUGAGAAUGUGGAGAGUUGAUUCCUCCUUCUGCAAAAUCAAACCGAGCCAGGGAAAUUCCCAUAGUGUUGAGCCCAGGUAACUGAGCUCCAAAUACUGGGGUGACCUUGAAACCGAAUGGAUUCGAAGUGUUCCCUGGAAUAUGGAGACCUUUGAACAAGAAAUCAUUGACAUGAACUCUGCUAGCAUCCUUGCAUGUCAGCCCAUUUACGGUUACUGAAGGAAAAGUGCACCAAAAAACAUAAAAGGAUGAUCAGUUUAAAGUAGUUUAUUAAUCCCUCUGUUCCACAAAUCAGUUCACAAACUGUGAUGUGGACUAUUUUUCUAGGACGGGAAAAUAACUAGUUUUAUCUAAACAGUGAUGCGAAAACACACUAACACGACGCGAAUGCUAAGUAUACCUGGGCUGGUAGCUUUGGCAACGCAGAAAUCCUGCAAUGCUUUUGGAUCAGAUGCAUAAGCAGGAUAAGAAAAACUCAGAGCAAUCAGAACCAUUGCCAAAACAGUACUGUUUUUCGCCAUCGAAAAUUCGGAACUGCUACUGAAGCUUAAGAGCCAAAUAUGAUGUAUUGACAGUAAUGCUACUGUUGGAGUUCUUAAGUGAUGAUGGAGUGAUAUGAAGCAGUUUAGUUAGGCUUCUUACUUACAUACUCUGAUUUGCAAGAAAUUGUCAACCAAAAUCCCUAAUUCCAGACAAGAAAUUAGCUAGCAAAGUUAUCUUUACAGGAUGAUGUGUUUGGUUUUUGUGACUUGCCAGUCUUUCAAGGAAAUGCAUAUAGUUUUUCAACUAAUGGUCAGCCGGCUGUAUGUUUAUGGGAAUAUGUCAAAUUCAAACACGCAAAGGCCAGGAAUGAAUAUUUUAGAGCGCUUAGUCUACAAACAAAUGGCACACACGAGGAAAACGGUAAGAAUUACUAUUAUAUAUUCAACAUGUUAAUUAUAGUACACGGAGAAUUAACCACCGUAAUAUCGUAUUACUAUUCCAAAUUAUAGACCAACGGGCUUUUUUUAGUAGAAAUAUAUCAAAUUUAUUGGAAAUCAACCAAUUCUAAAUGAUACAAAAAACUUGGCUACGAAAUCUAAGUCAUAUUUCUUUUGACAUAAGGUCACAUAGGCAACCAACGAGCUUCUUAUUUUUCUGAUUUUCGCAGACCUAUCAUGAAAAUUUGUAAAACUACCUUCAAUAAUUUUUUUCUUCUUAUUUUUGCCAGUUAAUCACAGGGUUAGAGAUCUUCUAAGUGAUACUCCCUCUGUCUCAAAAUUAUUGUCCAGUUUGGAAUUUCACUUUUAGUACAAUUUGAACUAGAAAUGAAAAUUUAAACUGAACAAUAAUUAUGAGACGGAUGAGUAU